Molecule: messenger RNA, 1799 nt
Organism: Salvia miltiorrhiza (redroot sage)
Lineage: Eukaryota; Viridiplantae; Streptophyta; Magnoliopsida; Lamiales; Lamiaceae
Product: probable amidase At4g34880
Exons: 4
Coding region: 88-1620 (510 amino acids)
Source: RefSeq, a predicted model, not a curated record
AUCGAUCUCAGCAGCAGUUCAGUUGAAGCCCCUGGCGGAAAAUCAAAUCUGUUCCUCUCUCUCUCUCUCUCUCUCUCUCUACGCGCGAUGAUUCAUCUACUUCUACUCCUACUUCUCCUCUCCGGUGCCACCAACGGCCGCGAUUUCACGAUAGAGGAAGCCACAAUCGACGACGUGCAGCGCGCAUUCACCGAAGAGAAGCUCACUUCCCGCCAACUCGUCGAGUACUACCUGGACCGCAUCGAGAGCCUGAAUCCGGUGCUCCGCGGGGUGAUCGAGGUGAAUCCCGACGCCGUCGAUCAAGCGGAGAGAGCCGACUCCGAGAGGCGGAGGAUCGACGGAGGCCGCCCGUCGCUGCACGGCAUUCCAGUGCUCCUCAAGGACAGCAUAGCUACCGACGAUAAGCUGAACACCACCGGCGGAUCCUACGCGCUGCUCGGCGCGGUGGCGCCGCGCGACGCCGGAGUGGUGGCGAGGCUGAGGAACGCCGGCGCGGUGAUUUUGGGGAAGGCGAGCAUGAGCGAAUGGUACCAUUUCCGAUCCUACGAUAUUCCCGACGGAUGGUGCGCUAGAGCCGGACAGGGUUUGAAUCCUUAUGUGAAAGGUGGAGAUCCCUGUGGCUCAAGCAGUGGAUCAGCAAUCUCUGUAGCUGCAAACAUGGCUAUGGUGUCUCUAGGAACGGAGACGGACGGAUCCCUCAUCUGCCCCGGUGAUCGCAACUCUGUUGUCGCUCUCAAGCCUACUGUCGGGCUAACGAGCCGAGCUGGUGUCAUCCCUCUCUCUCCCCGCCAGGACACUGUGGGGCCGAUAAGCAGAACAGUAUCCGAUGCUGCUCAUGUGUUGGAUUCUAUUGUUGGCCAUGAUCCAAGAGAUGCUGAAGCAACAGAUGCAGCAUCGAGGUUCAUUCCAACGGGCGGAUAUGCGCAGUUUCUCAAAGAAGAUGGGCUCAAGGGGAAGAGAUUGGGUGUGGUGAGGCAUCCAUUCUUGAAGCUCUCAAAUGCAUCUUCAAGAAAUUCGAUCUUUGAAGAUCAUCUUCGAACUCUAAGGGAGAAAGGUGCAGUGGUGGUAGAUGAUCUAGAGAUACAAAACAUUGAUGUGAUCUUGAAUCCAUUACUAUGUGGUGAGGCAUUGGCUUUGUUGGCCGAGUUCAAGCUCAACCUAAACAACUACUUAACCGAGCUCACUGCUUCCCCGGUCAGAUCUCUAUCAGACAUCAUCAUCUUCAACCAAAACCAUCCGUUGCAGGAAAGAACUGCCGAGCUAGGGCAGGAUAUUCUCGUUGCAGCCGACGCGACGGAUGGGGUCGGGGAGGGGGAGAGGCGGGCUAUCGAGAUGAUGGAGAAGCUGUCGAGAGAUGGGUUGGAGAAGUUGAUGGUGGAGAAUGAGUUGGAUGCGAUGGUGACGUUGGGGUCGGACGCGUCGCCCGUGAUGGCCAUCGGAGGGUUCCCGGCCAUCACGGUCCCAGCCGGGUACGACUCCGACGGCAUGCCGUUUGGUGUCUUCUUUGGUGGGCUUAGAGGCGCGGAGCCUACGCUCAUCGAGAUUGCAUACGCCUUCGAACAAGCGACGCUGCUGCGGAAGCCCCCUUCUCUCACAUCAAUCACCUUAUCUUGUAUGUGAAUUGCAUUGUCUUUUUUUUAUUGAAUUCAUGCAUUCUUAAUUUAAAUUAGGAGAAAUCUUGCAAGAACGAGAUUUUGUUUCCCACGUUGAUGGUAGGUCUAGUUACCGGUAGACGCAUUAAACGUUGAUUAAAUUCGAAUCAUCAUUUUUCUUUUAAAUAUGUUUCGUUUUGAUAGCUA